GCGGAGGGAGGGAGGAUCCCCCGCUCUCCCCGCGGUCCCGGGCUCGGUUCCCGGCGGGAUGGUCGCCAUGCCCCUGAGGAAGCCCCCGGGCAAGCGGCACAGCUCGGACUCUGGCGUGGAGCCGGACCGCGGGGCGCUGCCCCAGGAGCGGGACCAGCGCCCCGGGCUGUCCCAGGAGAAGAAGGAUCAGCGCAUCGCGCUCUUCCUCAGCGACUUCGACCAGCAGGCCAAGGAGCACGUCCAGGAGAUGAAGAAGGAGCUCGAUGCGCUGUUGCAAACAGCUGAGAAGGCGUUUGCAGUGGAGCUGCUGACGAUGCCGGCUGCCAUCAGGAAAAUGAAAAGGAAAGACUUGCUCAUUACAGAUUUGCAAGGAAGGGAGGAAGUGGCUCUUGCUGCUGCAGUGACUGACUGCUCUCUAGAAGACAUACCAAAUCCAAAACUGGUGAGGACCAACAGCAAAAAAGUUAAGGUAACUACAAUUGUCGAAUAUGAAGAUGCCAAGCACAGUUCUGCAAAGAAAGUAACAAAAAAAAUUUCCAAAACCAAGUCGUUGGUUUCAUUGGGCUCUGGUUUAAAUAGCAAACUGAACCCUCUUUCUAGUGCCACAAAUCUCAGAGCCACUCCAAAGGUACCCAACAGUGCUGGAUUACAACAGACUGUCUCAAGAACUUUACCUACCCGUGGAAGAGUUCAAGGCAUGUUAAAAAGAAGUAAAUCAGUACCCCAGAAUAAACCAGUUCCAUUUGUAAACAUUCCUCUGGCUGAUGGACAGACACUCUGUACAGCUGGUGGAGACCUCCGUAAUAUUGAUGUGCAACUACUAAAUCAGGAUACAGUACAGCACAUUCAUAACUUGGUGAGUGAGCUGACUGUACUGUGUGGAAAGGCAACAGCUAAACCAAGUUAAUGGAACUGUCUUGUGCCCACAGGAUAUUGGUGACAGCUCUUGCAUGCUGCCUCUGAAGUGUUUAGAUAAUGUUUGUUAUGUCUUAAUAAAGCUGUAUAGCGCCCAGUAAA
Molecule: messenger RNA, 1017 nt
Organism: Neopelma chrysocephalum (saffron-crested tyrant-manakin)
Lineage: Eukaryota; Metazoa; Chordata; Aves; Passeriformes; Pipridae
Product: borealin-2-like
Exons: 10
Coding region: 59-907 (282 amino acids)
Biological process (GO): mitotic sister chromatid segregation
Cellular component (GO): spindle midzone; chromosome passenger complex; chromosome, centromeric region
Source: RefSeq, a predicted model, not a curated record